Molecule: messenger RNA, 1890 nt
Organism: Oncorhynchus kisutch (coho salmon)
Lineage: Eukaryota; Metazoa; Chordata; Actinopteri; Salmoniformes; Salmonidae
Product: cilia- and flagella-associated protein 251
Exons: 3
Coding region: 243-893 (216 amino acids)
Source: RefSeq, a predicted model, not a curated record
ACAUUAUAUCCCCUCUCGCUCUAUUUCUGUAUUUAUUGUUAAAAAAGUGCCACCACUAACACCUGCCUCGUUGGGUCUGUCUCUCUUGAAACCAUCAUUCAGACUGUUCAUUUUAUAGCAACACUGAUCCAGUCAUUAAUAAAUCAAUGUAUGGAUCACCUCCAAUUGAAAGGAAAUAAACUGGAUCUCCACCACAGCAGUUUUACUGUUGAGCAACUUUUCUGAGAACUAUUUGAAGAGGCAUGACUAAUUACGAUCCAGAAAUGAAAGACCAAACCACAUCCUCCUUUGUCGUCUUGACUGUCUUCUUCAUCCUGGUCACCCUCGUUGCCCUCCUGGUCAUCCUGUACAUGUGGCUAAACCGCCAGACUAAUGGACAGUACACAGUCCACCAACUGGUCCUUGGGGAGGGUGGGGCCAGGGACCGGGUGAGGGGCGGGGUCCAAGUCCUGGAGGUAUGGUUCAGGCGUCGCCUUUGGCCUCUCAGUGAGGAUGAGGAGACUGUAGGAGAGGAGGAACAGAGAGACAAAGAGGAGGAUGUAGAGAGAGUGAGUGAGGGAGGGGAAAGCAAGGGGGAGGGGAAGAAGGAGGAGGGGGAUGAGAGGGAGGGCCGAGUGGACGACUCUUCGGAUGAGUACUCCAGUGCGGAGAGCUGUGGCCUGACGGAGAGUGUGAAGGUCAUGGACGAGAAGAAGGAGAGGAGAGAGUGUGAGGGGAAGCGAGAGGAGAAUAUGGAAGAAAAGGGGGAUAGCAAAGGUGAUGAGGGAGCAGUGGGAGGAGAAGAAAGUGGACAGGGAGGUUUGCUGAUACACCUGCAUCAGUCCUCUGGUAGUGCUAUCUGGUCUGAAGAUUAUGAGGGAGGCAAAGACAACAAUCAUGUGACUGCAUUGUGAGGAAAGGAUCAGAAAGGGGAAAGAGUUCCAUUAAUACAUUUUUGUACAGUAAUAGCGCUUAACAGAACAUUGGCUACUUGUCAUCAUCAUCAUUGUCAUAAUUGUCAUAAUUGUAAACCUUACAAACCAGUGUUAUAACAAUCAAGGCAGAAAACAACAGAGUGUACUAAAUCAAUCCAAUCAUCAAAGUGACUGACAAGAGCAACAAUUGCAGCUUGAAUACAUGAAGCUAUAUUAAUGUAUUUUAGAUAUAAAAUAUAAUUUUUAAACGGUUUCAAAGUUUCAUGGGUUUCAAAGUUUUGGGGUUUGCACUGUUGCUAUGAGAUUAUUUGUAUUGUAAAUAUUUGUGUUCUGUAUAUUUUAUGAAUUUAAUAGCUAUUUAGAUCCUUCUUCCUGGAGAUCUACUGCCCUGUAGGUUUUCAGUCUAAUCCUAAUUUAGCAUAUCUGAUUCAGCUAGUUAAGAUAUUGUUGAGCAGCUAAUUCGUAGAAUCAGGUCUGUUAAAUUAGGGUUGGACUGAAAACCCACAGGAAGGUAGAUCUCCAGGAAGAGGGUUGUGCAGCCCUGGCCUAUGGCUUGACUUUGUGCUAUACUGUUUCAUGUCUUAUGUGCAUGAUGUUUAUUUCCAGAGUGACAAAUAUACUUUUUAUUAUCUGAUACAACUUAAAGGCCCAGUGCAGUCAAAAUUAUGUUUUGUAUCAUGUUGUACAGCAACUCAUGGAACAAACACUGUAAAAGCGUGAAAAGAUUUGAUCAGUGUUAUUCCUGAUAGUUGCUGGUGGAAAAUACAAUCUACACAGGGCCUUUACAUUUUUAUUUUUGAUGAGAGACUGUUACAGAGGAGUGUAAAUGUUUUUUAAGGCUGGAACAUGUUGUUGAAUCGUAUUGUUGUAUGUUGUAAUUCUGUAAUGUAUUGAUUGUUGUUGCCUUUUUGGCCAGGUCUCCAUUGAAAAAGAGGGUCUUAAUGUGCUUUUCCUGGUUAAAUGAAGGUUAAGAUUU